ACGCAUGCGUUCCACAACGCAUGCUCAACGCGCAACAGUUUGCAUAUCACCUCGUUAUCACGUGGCUCUAUGUUUUUGUAUACAUUACAUCGAUGGUUUUGAAACGAAGUAUUGAGAAUAAUGAAACGAGGCCCUUAUAAAGAACAUUUGAAAAGGACUGGCGACCUUCCUCUAUCGACAGACUAUUCUCGAAAGAAAAGACGAGUUGGUGUUGGUGAAUGUAGUACGGGCAAGAGAACGACAUACAAUGAAGAGGUUAUGUCCCCUGAUGCACGUAAUGGACUACCGUUUGAUGAUCUGCAUGAAAAUGAAGAUUAUGUAAAUCAACAGGAACUACUAGACCAUUUAUGUAUUGCAAAUCUUGAUAAUAUUGAUGAUAGUAAUUCAUCGGUUCAAGAAAUUGAUGACAGUGACCAGCAAAGUGAUACAAGCAUAAGCGAUGAUAAUAAUGAUUAUGACAAUAUUGAAGAGCACAAAUCAUCAAGUGUUAGCGAUUUCAAUGAAGGCUCCGAGAAUUUCGAAUCAGAUCAGGAUGAAGAAAAUUUUGAAGAUGAAAAUAUUAAUGUUGAAAAGCGUUGUCCCAAUCAUGACGUACAGUGCCGACAAGUUUUAUAUGAGGGCUGCGAUUUAACAAAAGAAGAAAGUGUACUUCUAAUAAUGAGUGUAGCCUUACGUCAUCAUUUCACUGAUGCAGCAUUACAAUCUUUCAUCCAAACCAUUGAUUGUCAUCUUCCUCGCACAUGUCACGGUUCGAAAUAUCUAUUUUGUAAAUCUGUACCAAAGCAGACUUAUCAUGUAUAUUACUUUGUCCACAAUGAAAACGAAAAGGAAAGUGACGUUAUCAAUGGUAAAGUGUACCGUAAACUGAAAAGAAAAAAUAUUAUAGGGGAAAAUGACAUUACUAUUCAAUGGAAUACAGAUGGCGUACAACUUUUUAAUUCUUCCCUAUCUUCUUUAUGGCCAAUUUUGGUAACAAUUAAUGAAUUGCCUUAUCGUAUUCGAAAACAACAAAUAUUGCUAACUGGUUUAUGGUUCCAAUCAAGUAAACCUCCAAUGAAUGUUUUUCUCCAACCUUUUCUUGAAGAACUGAUAGAUUUACAUUUUAAUGGCUUUGAAAGCACGACAUUCAUUCACCAAGAACCAAUUCUUAUAAAAGUCCAUACAUUGCUUGCUCCGGUUGAUUCUGUUGCCAGAUCAGCCAUUCAGGGUAUAAAGCAGUAUAAUGGAAACAAUCGUGAGAAAGAUUGGUCCUUACGUAAGCACGAAGUGCUCUUUGAUAAAAGAUUAAUGAGCAUGAAACCUACCUCCGAAAUAACUAGAACACCUCAAUCAAUAACACAACGGAGAUUGUGGAAAG
Nylanderia fulva is the source of this 1357-nucleotide messenger RNA. The record is from RefSeq and is a predicted model, not a curated record. NCBI's taxonomy places the organism in Eukaryota, Metazoa, Arthropoda, Insecta, Hymenoptera, Formicidae.